Messenger RNA from Telopea speciosissima, 4310 nucleotides. RefSeq lists its product as uncharacterized. NCBI's taxonomy places the organism in Eukaryota, Viridiplantae, Streptophyta, Magnoliopsida, Proteales, Proteaceae. The record is from RefSeq and is a predicted model, not a curated record. Gene Ontology annotation, cellular component: cytoplasm. Bases 186 to 3773 code for a protein of 1195 amino acids. Gene Ontology annotation, molecular function: protein tyrosine kinase activity; ATP binding; protein serine/threonine kinase activity. Gene Ontology annotation, biological process: peptidyl-threonine phosphorylation; peptidyl-serine phosphorylation. The transcript is spliced from 8 exons.
AUGGAAUCCAGACUCUGGAUUCCAGAGACGAUGGCAUCCAAUCCUCUCUUUCUACAUUGAAAACCCACGAAAAGCUCUUAUAGGUUCUUCGUCUCUUCUGUAAUUGAACGUCUCUUUCGAUCUGUGUCACGAACUCUUCAUUUUAGUAUACGUUUGUAGGUUGGUUCUUGAUAGUGGUGUUGGUAAUGGCUGACCCUGUAGAGGCUAUUUUGGAUUUCCUCCGGAGAAAUCGAUUCUCAAGGGCUGAGGCGGCUUUGCGCGGUGAGCUCAGUAACCGUCUGGAUUUGAAUGGAUCACUUCAGAAACUUAUCAUGGAAGUAAACGAGUUGGGUAAUCAGUUGAAAGAAGAGGAGGAGGACAAACCAGAGGUAACCCACCUGGGAUCAGGUCCUCAGAGUAGUGGCGAAGUUUCAAAGGAACUUAUUGUAAAAGAGAUUGAGUGUGGAACCAGUACAAAUGGUUCUGAUAGUAAAUGGAGAACUACCUCUUCUGUUGGGGGAAGAAACAUGCUUACUGAAUCAACUGGAACGACUGAGAAGAGCUUCUCUUUUGCUCAAGGUUCUGCGGACAACUCACCAGAUCUGCUCCCUUGGAAAUUUAAUCCCAGUAAUGGUCCUCUAGAUGCACCACAGAAGGAUGGUGGUAUUAUUUCUACUAACUUUUCAGAGCUUCAAAUAUCCGAACAAUCAAAGCAUCUCUUUCAGGCUUCUGAUAAGGGGAAGAAGGUUAUCGGUGUGAUAAAAUCUAGAGAAAGUCAUGCUGCAGAGUUGGGUUUGUCUGGGGAACAGAGAACACCAUGGCUUGGAGGUGCUAGUGCAAGUAAAUCCAGUUUUGAACUGAAAUUUGACAGGAGUCAGACAAGUGACCGCAAAGAACUUGGUCAGCAAUGUGGACCAAAUUCUACAUCCUCUAAGUCUAAGGAUGGCUUAGUGGACAGCCUGUGGUUGGAAAAUGAGGAACCCACACCGUCAUCUUCAGAUCCAUGGAUUGAGUGCUCUGUCAAGACUGUUUUCCCAUUCUCCAGAGGUGAUGCAUCGACUAGUUAUGAUAGUGCUCUUGCUUCUGGUGACAAUAGAAAAGAAGGAACGAGGAAAUUAGAGACUAGUGAUAUCAAGGCAGCCAUGAAGGAGCAGGUGGAUGACGUUGGGCGAGUUAUAUUUUUUGGGAAGUCUCCGGGAAUUUUAGAGCAGAAGAAUGUCUAUAGCUUAGAUUUACCACUUGUUUCUGAGAAUCACAAGGAAGAGUUGCCAAGGUUGCCACCUGUUAAACUAAAGUCAGAGGACAAACCGGUAAACAUUCACUGGGAGGAAAAGUUUGAUCCCCAUGGACAUGGAGCAAAGCUCAACAACAUGGAUAACCCUUUCUUGAUAGGAUCAUUUUUGGAUGUUCCAGUUGGACAAGAAAUACAUUCUGCAGGUGGAAAGAGGACUCUUGGAAGUAGUUGGCUCUCUGUAAGUCAGGGCAUUACUGAGGAUAAUUCUGAUUUAGUUUCUGGUUUUGCUACCAUUGGUGAUGGCUUGAGCGAGUCAGUUGACUAUCCAAAUGAGUAUUGGGACUCUGAUGAGUAUGAUGAUGAUGAUGAUGUGGGAUACAUGAGACAACCAAUUGAAGAUGAAACCUGGUUUCUGGCUCAUGAAAUUGACUACCCAAGUGACAAUGAAAAAGGAAUGGUGCAUGGGAGUGUUCCAGACCAGCAGGAAAGAGGUCAAACAAAAGAUGAGGAUGAUGACCAAUCUUUUGCUGAGGAAGACUCCUACUUCUCUGGUGAGCAGUAUUUUCAGGGAAAAAAUAUUGAACAAGUUGUUGCAACAGAUGAUCCUAUAGGGCUUUCAAUGACCGAAAUGUAUGGAAGGAAUGAUGAAAAUGAUUUAAUAGCUCAAUAUGAUGGGCAAUUGAUGGAUGAAGAGGAACUAAACUUGAUGCGUGCAGAGCCUGUUUGGCAGGGUUUUGUUACACAGACAAAUGAUCUCAUCAUGUUAGGCAAUGGGAGAGUUCUCAAUGAGUGUGAAAGGCCUCGACCUGAUGAUCUUUGUAUGGAUGAUGACCAGCAUGGUUCUGUUAGAUCAAUUGGUGUGGGGAUCAACAGUGAUGCUGCUGAUAUAGGCAGUGAAGUACGGGAAAGCUUGGUUGGAGGAAGCAGUGAAGGAGAUUUGGACUACUUCCAAGAUCAUGAUGUUGGUAUUGGUGCGUCCAGACAUUUGCAACAUGACACAGAUAAGAGAUAUUUUGAUAGAUCUAACAGGGAUAAGAGGAGGGCAAUUAAGCAGGGUUCUGAUAAAUUCAUUAUGAGGAAUGACAAGGCUACCUGUGCCGUGACCAAAAAUUAUGGUGAUGUUGGCUUUUCUUUUCCACCUCCAAGAGGUGGAGAGUCGAUGCAGGCUAACUCUAGUAAAUCUUUAUUUUCAGGAAAGGAAAAGGCUAUGACUGGUGAUGAAGUUGAUGAUUAUGGCAAUGAUUUGAUGGGGACUGAUGACAUGCUUGCCACAUGGAAGCGGAGGAGCAGUGAUUCAUCACCUGUCAAGAGUUCUAGGGAAGAAAACAAUGCUAAUAUCAGCAAUUCUACUGCUUCAACAGUCUCAAACUGUGGGUCUGCAGAAAGAGAACAUAUUAAAAAAGGUGAAGAUGACAAAGCUAGUGAUGUAAGAGAAGAAGAUCCAGGGACCACAUUAGAGGACGAAGAGGCAGCAGCUGUACAGGAGCAAGUGAGACAGAUUAAGGCACAGGAGGAAGAAUUCGAAACUUUUAACCUCAAGAUUGUUCAUAGGAAAAACAGAACUGGCUUUGAGGAGGAUAAAAAUUUCCAUGUUGUUCUAAACUCUGUGAUUGCUGGGCGGUAUCAUGUUACGGAAUAUCUUGGUUCAGCUGCAUUCAGUAAAGCCAUUCAAGCACAUGAUUUGCACACAGGCAUGGAUGUCUGUGUGAAAAUUAUUAAGAACAACAAAGACUUUUUUGAUCAGAGCCUUGAUGAAAUAAAGCUUCUUAAGUUUGUCAAUAAGCAUGAUCCUGCUGACAAGUACCAUAUCCUACGCUUGUAUGAUUACUUCUAUUAUCGAGAGCAUUUGCUGAUUGUAUGUGAACUUCUCAAGGCAAAUUUAUAUGAAUUUCACAAAUUCAAUAGGGAAUCUGGAGGAGAGGUUUACUUUACAAUGCCGAGGUUGCAGUCGAUUACUAUUCAGUGUUUGGAGGCUCUUCGGUUUUUGCAUGGUCUCGGCCUUAUUCAUUGUGAUUUGAAGCCUGAGAAUAUUUUGGUAAAGAGCUACAGUAGAUGUGAGGUGAAGGUUAUAGACCUUGGAAGUAGCUGCUUCGAAACAGAUCAUCUCUGCUCUUAUGUACAGUCCAGGUCUUAUCGUGCACCAGAGGUUAUCUUGGGGCUUCCUUAUGACAAGAAGAUAGACAUAUGGUCACUGGGCUGCAUCUUGGCGGAACUUUGCACUGGAAAUGUUCUCUUCCAAAAUGAUUCACCUGCAACUCUACUUGCACGUGUAAUUGGAAUCAUAGGUCCCAUUGACCAAGACAUGCUUGCAAAGGGACGGGAUACAUACAAAUAUUUCACCAAAAAUCACAUGCUUUAUGAAAGGAAUCAGGAGACCAACAGACUGGAAUACCUGAUUCCCAAGAAAACAUCCCUACGGCACCGGUUGCCAAUGGGGGAUCAAGGUUUCAUUGACUUUGUUGCCCAUCUCCUUGAAAUAAACCCAAAGAAGCGUCCAACAGCAUCUGAAGCUUUGAAGCACCCAUGGCUCUCUUUUCCAUAUGAGCCAAUCUCAUCUUGACCGUUGAACCCCAGAUGUGAGAUAUGUGAUGAACACCUGUUACCCUGUGGAACAAUCAGAAGUGUGAUUUACCACAGGUGCUGGCUGCAUGGAUUUGGCCUUCCCACAUGUUUGAGAUGCAUAGGAAGGUGUACUUGGUUGGAAUCUCAACGUCUCCUGCCUAAACAAAAUUGUCAAGUUGUAUGUUUACUUGCUGUAACUUGGAAUGUAAUUUUUGCUGCCCCAAGUGCUCUAGGUUUUAAUGCUGGCUUCUAUGAUGGGAACGAUCUUCACUCUGUUGUAUAUGAUGUGAUUAUUCUUUAAGGGUUUCUAGUAAUUGCUUUUGCAAUAGCUGCUUACCGGGCAUUUGGUUGGUUCUGAGAUAUGGAAGUGGCAGCAUCGGAUUGAAGCGUUGGAAUGGUCUAGUGCGUAACAUGAGCUGUUUUGCCCCUUUAUAAACUGUUGGAUGUAUUAUUAUCAUGUAGGCAUGUAAUGCAGAUCCUUGGACUCGUUUUGCAAUGAAGCCAUGGUUUUUUGUGUGGGAACAACCCCAAUGAA